AUGGACUGUCCGCUAUCACCUUUAUCGCCCUCGAGGCUUAAUUCCCGCCCAUCGCAGCUUCAGUCACUUGCUUCACCACUGUCGAAGAGUCCCAUGGGCGACGUCGAGGACCUAGAUAACUUGUACUACGAUGAAAACACCACCCCGUCAAAACAACCCAGGAACUCCCCCGUCUUUGAUAUCCAUGAAGACCACCAUCAUGACCAGUCCGGCUUCCAGAAUCCUCCUAGCUCUCCUUUUCAAGAUUCAAUAAAUAUCGAGUAUACGGAUCGACUUGACGAGGGUCCUGCUGGAUUCUUCACCAUGGAAGAUAGCUGCCACAUUGAGCCCACACAUGACACACACGAAGAUUACACCGAACAUGACCUGGUUAUGGACGAGCAUGAAAAGCUGCCAGAAGACCGACCAGCUGAUACAGUUGAAGUGGGUAAUAACCACGAAGACGAGAAAAUUGUUGAACCAGAGACUGCACGACAGUCUUUAGCCACAGUGGUUGAGGAGAAUAACCAUGAACACAUGAGCAUCGUCGGUCAUAGAAACGAAGGAGAGAGCUCUAUAUGCGACAGUGUCCACGGUGACAACAGUGUGGGGGAUCACACAAGUCUCAGCACCUUUUCAGCAGUGCCCAAUGCAGACAUGACUCUAUUCUCCAAGCUCAGAAACGACUCUACACUUAAAGGUACCCCGAAUGUUAGAGACCAAAUGUCACAAGUGACUCCUCGAUCAGCAAAACGAGCCUUGAACAGGCGCGAGCCAGGAGCGUCAUCUGGCGAAACAGACUCAUCCAGCUUCCCACGUUCUCCUGUACGCAAGUAUAUGCGCGUUGAGGACAACCCCAACCUUUUAGACUUCACGGACCACAUGGAUGUAUCUACCAACGCUUCACUUGAGAAUCAUAGGUCACCCUACAGGGCUCGACGAAAUUCGACAAGAAAGCCAGGAGAGAAUUUCAGGUCUCCGAACAAACUUUCUCUUCUGGACUUCGACAUACCACCACCUGCCACUCCUCGAUCUAUUCCCUCAAUUACCCCCAGGGAGUUGGAGUCUUUGAAAUCUUCCUUUUUAUCCCAAAUAUCCUCUCUAAAGGCUACUCUCAAUGGAAAAGAUGCGGAAGUCGCUAGUCUCAAGGAGUCCGUCUCUGACGCUGAACGCCGUGUGGGAGAGGCAUUGGAGCAGGUUAGAAAUGAAGCAGCGAAAAAGGAAGCUCUCGAAUCAGAACAAAAUGAAUGGGAAAGAAGAAGCCAGGAAAUGAAAGAUGUGUUGAGAACAGUCAAGACCGAAAUGGCUGACGGUGAGAGAGAAAGGGAAAGACUUACUCAACGGGCGGAAGAGGCCGAGAGAGCCCGAGAAAAGCUGGAGGGAAAGCUGGUUGAGUUGGAAAGCCAACUUUCGGCUGCACCGGAGCAGCAAUGGGACUGGUACACAAGACUCCGCUCAGCCGAUCUAACAGAAGUUCAAGACGCUGUUGAGAGAGUCGCUCGUGAACUACACGCCUUGUACAAGGGGAAGCAUGAGACCAAGGUUGCCGCCUUGAAGAAGAGUUAUGAAGCUCGCUGGGAGAAACGUGUGAAAGAGGGUGAAAACAAGCUGAAAGAUGCCUUGGGGAAAAUCAAACACCUUCAGUCUGAGCUGAACGAGGCAAAAUCUAAACUUGCCGAUGAGGGGGCUGCGCCAGGGGAUGCCACGAUGCUUCGAGAGAACGAAGGCCUAGAGGCUGAAAAACGGGUGCUGGAAGCCCGAAUUAAGGGCCUUGAGCAGGAGAUGAUGUCCCUGAAGCAAGAUAGCGAGGACCUACGCUCCGAACUCAAGGCCGAAAGGGCAGAGAAGGGAGAACUUGUUGCAGUAGUGGACGAAUGGCUUCAAAUGCAGCAGGAUACCCAGCCAGCCCCCGAGCCAACUGAGAAGCCAUGCACGCCGCCCUCCGAGGAACAAAAUGGAGAAGAAGAAAGAAGCGAGGCUGUCCCUAUCUCCCAGCCAACACCAGCUGUAAGCAACAGCAACAUUGGACUGAAGAGCUCUACCUCCUCCCGCCCACGCCAACUUCCUCAAAGUCAUACUCCCAGGAUCCCGCGCUUCGGGGCCCCAGCUGGCAGUAAGAUCGCUGCCAGCGGUAUUGCAGUGGGAAAAACUCCUGGCCGCAGUGGUAUUAUGAGUUCUAUCGAGAGAAUGGGAAGAGGUGGAAACUGA
Molecule: messenger RNA, 2187 nt
Organism: Nannizzia gypsea CBS 118893
Lineage: Eukaryota; Fungi; Ascomycota; Eurotiomycetes; Onygenales; Arthrodermataceae
Exons: 2
Coding region: 1-2187 (728 amino acids)
Source: RefSeq, a predicted model, not a curated record